GGCAGUAGCCUACACCAACAUUUCUUUUUAUGUACGGGUUAGAGAAAUUAAGUUAUUUAUAAAUAGCAAACGGACCUAUCUCAGGUAUUAUUCUAACGCUCUUUAUGUAAACUACAAUGAUACAAUUAUUGUAGUAGCGUAUGAAAUGUAAUUUAAAGCAUAGAUAUACUAAUUAACGGCGCAUUCGCGAAAUUUGCGGGUGUCUCCAUACAGCGGACAUGGAUUGUUAAAUUGGUGUUGCAUGAAUCGUGUCAAGAUGGUUGCAUGCGAAUGAUUUGGCGGAGAGCGUACCUUGAGUGGUGCUUUGUGAGGAUUAUUAUCGAAUACAUUCCAAUCAACAUCUGGAAUGGAUUCACAGCAGCAGUUUUGUCUUAAGUGGAACAGUUUUGGCAGCAAUUUGGCGACAGCAUUUGGGAAUUUAUUCAAAUCAGAGAGUCUAACAGAUGUCACGUUAUUUUGUGAAGGUGUGACAUUUAAGGCCCACAGGCUUAUCCUGGCAGCAUGUAGCAAACACUUCCAGGAUUUAUUUGAAACAGCACCUCUCUGCCCAAGUGUGCUGGUCAUUUUGGAUGGUACAUCAUCAUCUAACAUGUCCGCCUUAUUAGAAUUUAUGUACAAAGGAGAAGUUCAUGUGUCUCAGGAAAGCCUCUCAAGUUUCCUGAAGGCUGCAGAAUGCUUGCAGGUCAAAGGCUUGUCAGUAGAGCAUGAGAAGCUUGCUGUGGUACAGGGGCAGCAUACCAGUUUAUUGGGCCAGGACAGCCAACUGGACUCGCCUACAGGUCGUAAACAAACCAAGAUAAAUAGCAACAGUAAUAGUGGUACAAAGGAAAACUUGGAAGGAGGCUCAGGUGACCAACUCCGACAGCAUCAUCCAUCUACCUCAUCAUACUCUGCAGUCGUGUCUCCAUACAUGCUCCCUUCCCAUUACCGUCCAGCGUAUGAGCAAUGUGUGCCUGCCUCAGCGCCACCCCCGACUCAUUAUGACGCGUCUCCUCGAAAAAGGCAUCACCGCAGUUCUUCCGAAGCUAUUCAGGACUCUGCUGUUCGUGCCUCAGUUCUGCGAGACGGCAGCAAGUCCCGUACUGCUACCGAAUCUGAAAAACACUCCCCUAUAUCCUUGGCAUACCGUCCUCUACCACAACAACCUCAGGAUCCUGACCUGAAGGCUGAUGACAAAGGUUACACCCCGAGCUCAUCCGCGUCUCAACAUCUCUUGAGGUAUGAAGGGGGACCUGAUGUCAGAGAUAAUGCUGCUGCUAAUGCCCCUGCCAAUGCUGCCACUACUGUGACUUAUGACAGAGCUGUUGCUGUGGAAGUUGAUGGCAACAGCAAGGCUGCGCCAGAAAGUCGGCGAUCAUCGGUGGACCCUGGAAGUAGCUGUCCAGAAGAUUUGCGGGUGAAACUCGAGCUCUCCGGCCGCCCAGAAGACCAUCACGUGGCAAAUGCUGCACCAUAUAAAGAGAUGAGCGCUGACAAAGUACCCGAGAUAAUUCCAUCCAAUCCCUGGAACUCGAGUGCAAGUACAAAACUGGCUGUCCAUAAAGGGGGCAGUAUUACUACAGCUGACGGUAAGAAACUCAAAUGUCCGUUCUGCGAGCGACUUUACGGGUAUGAAACCAACUUGCGUGCUCACAUUCGCCAGCGCCAUCAAGGGAUACGUGUGCCGUGCCCCUUUUGUAGCCGUACCUUCACACGCAACAACACUGUGCGGCGGCAUAUUGCUCGUGAGCACAAGACGGAGUACAGCCUCAAGGCAUUUCAACCACAAGCUCAGGUUCACAACCACAACAACCAGUAAGCAAAAUGAAGCCAAGCCUCACAAAGAAGUUCUUCACAGAGAAACAAAAUCAAUCAGGAUAGUAACAGAAAUACCUCAAAGGAUCUUAUAUAUAAAUACAUAAUUAUUACUUGAUAUAUAUAGAAAUAUUAUAUAUAUAAAAUAUAUAUAUAUAUAUGACAUUGUUAAAGGACAAGCAAGAACGAUGUCCUGUUAACAAGUUAUUGUGUGUCUUAUUUUUCUUUAUUAUGAUUUUUGUUUUUGUUUUUGUUCUUUCUUAAAGCACUUUUUUUCUGGAUGUCUGUGUAAGAACAAACACUUGUAGCUCUCUUAUCUCUGAGGUUUAGGCAAGAUUUUAUGUGGGAUAUAGGUUGUACAUAAUGAAUAUGAAGACCUCCAACUUGUACAGUCAAGACAAGGGCUCUAUGUACUUCACUCUUUUAUCCACGUCUUCUCGUCAUGCCCAGAGGGCAGUAUUUUAUCUUAAGAUGGUGCCUCACUGAAAAGCUACAAAACACAAAUUGUUUGAAUACAGCUGGUGCUCAGACCAUCUCUCAAAUGAAAGGCUUUAGAUUUUGGUAAUUGGCGGUGAAAUUUUGUGGUUGUUUUCUGGAGUAAUAAUGUGUUUGGCAACACAGUUUCUGGCAAGCAAUUUGAUAUAUUUCGAGGUUUAAGAAAUUCUUGAAAUUAUGCUGUUGAAUCUGUGAGUUGGUUUUCACCAGUUGUACUAUUGUGUGUUUAGCAAAAAAAAAAGUUAUUGAUUCAUACUCUAAAUGUCCCAGUCUUGGUGUUUUCUUUUUGGCCAGGUAUAAAAGUGGUAAUGUGUGUAAGUUGCCUGUGGUGAAAGUAAAUACUGAAGUGUCACCCAGUUUGAGGCAUUUACAGUAUGCUGAAUAACUCAACGAAAAAGCUGUACACACUAUUUUAUUAUAUAUGUUUUUAUUUGACGUGAAUAUUAUCAGCAUCAAAACCGUUACUCUCCUGUUAGAAAACUAGUCAUUGAAAGUGCAACAGAUUACAUCUUUUUACAUCUCAGGAAUCAGUAGCAGAUGACCAUAUUUUGUUUAUCUCACCCCAUAUGGAACAGGGGAAAUCAGGGACAAUUGUUCAAAACAUCCUAGUGCCAAAUCACAGCUAUACACAGCCUGUAAAGUAUUUUAUUUUGUAAAGAAAUUUUUAAAGUUUAAUAUGUGAGCUGAUCGUUUGAGGACAACUUACAGCCGGUGUCAUACAGUUGGCACGACAGAAGCUACUGUUAGAUUACCUCCAAACUGCUGUUCCUGCUGCGUUAUCAUCCUUGGUUUCUCUUUCUUCCUCCCUUCAUAUUCUGUUGUGCUGUAGUAGUUUUCUACAUACGUAAGGAAAUAUUUAUAUUCAUAAUGCUAUCUGCUCCUAGUCAAUGUAUUUCCCUUAGUAUAUAGAUAUUUGUCAGUAAAUACAGUUGUAGUUGCAUUCAUUAUUUGUACACAUUUUAGAUUCCAGUAUUUGUCGGUCAUUGUCUUCAACUGGGCAGUGUUGAUUCAGAUCUGAGGCGAUACAUUACAUGACAUGUUUGUAACUAAACUCAGGACCCAGCAUCACGAGCGUGCUAAACUCUUGUUUUAUACAGCCAUUUUGAAAUACUGCAUUUUCUAGGAGAUACUUUUUACCGAUACUUUUCCUCACGGAGGAAAAAGCCAUUGCUUAUUUCACAGUCACGUUCGCAUCAUUUAUGAUAGGUUUCCCCUAUGCAAUCUCAGGUAGUCGGACGGUGUACGAUGUCAUGGAAUUUAGGGUCAUAGCAACUUUUUUAUUGUUUGAGUAAGUGUAUUGAAGUUGGAUUGACUUCUUAAAAUUUUAAUAUUGUUUUAUUUCCAAUUGAGUUUUGUUGCUUGCUGUAAAGUUUUGUUAUUGUUGUUAAAAUAUUGUAAGAUGCAAAGUAUGUGAUGGAGUUGCUUCCGGAGUGAAGGCCGUGCACAUUUGGCAGUGUGCACAAAGGAUAGGCGUUAUUUAUAGACACUUGGUUAUGAUACUGUGUGUUUAAUUGGGUUGGCAUUGUGUUAUGCACCAUUGCAAUUAUACUUGAUAUGUUUGAGUGGAAGAGUGCUAUGUGAUGAGUGUUCAGUGUGGGUUUUUUUUUUUUAUGUUCUUGUAUGUAAAGAAUUCUUAUGUGAAGACCUUUGAUGAUAAAUUGACAGUACAAGAAGGCCACCACCAAGUGGCUUCUCUCACUCAAGUGUCUUUGGCACACACCAUGCCAACUUUAGUGCAGAGAUCUUGUUAUCGUUUGAGUAUGACUUACAUUGCGUUGCAGCCUCUGUUGAUUGGAAUCAACCUGAUGUGGCAUUGCAAGGCAUUUGAUGUAUUGUUUUAAUGCAUGUGGGGGAUGGAAAUUGGUGUAUGGGUACUUUUGCACUUGUUUAGUAUUUUUUACUAUAUUCUUUGUUUGAAAUAUUUGAGAGAAUCUUUAGAGGUUAUGUUGGUUUAUCUGGUGCUUCUUUAUUUUUUGGGCAAUUGGUUAUUAGUUUAAAUAACAAAAGUAGCUCUUAAGGUCGUGGUUAUAUUAAGCACUUCGUGAUCAGGUCAUUUAUUUACUAAUGAUUUUACCCAUCAAAUUAUCUUUACUGCCUCUUUGUUGUAAUUAGAAUGUUACGUGUAUUUCAUAAUUAGACGCACUUUGCGCUUGACUACUAAACGGGUAAAACAUGGUUUACGAGAUUUGUCAAGUCAUUUUUGCAUAAAGAACUAGAGUAACUCCAACAUUUUUGCUAUACUUUAAAUCUCUAGAGAAUACGCAGUGUGCAAUGCUUGGAGACUUAUAGUUAUGGCAAGGGCAAGGAGUUUGUCAAUUGGGCUGUUGCAUUGACUAUCCCCGUUAUAAUGGGAAGCAGAACUGAAGCGAGAUGAAUUAAUUGUAACAGCAGUGCCAUUUGCUGCUGCUUAGACUGGCGUCGUAGGAUGUUCAGUUGUUAUUCUUACAGUAGUCUCUGUCUCAACAACAGUAUUUGUCGUGUUGUUAUUGUUUGAUUUUGGAAGGUGUGGAAAGCGUUUAAACAACUCAAGAUUCUGCUGUAAUUCAGGUGGUUGGAUCAGGAAGCCUUCAUAUUUUUUUGUGUGCUGCUAUGGAGGGGGUGUCCAAGCUGUUUUAUUUGUGUGUGUAUAUAUAUAUUUGUUUUACGGUAGGGCCCAUCAUAUAGUUACUGUUUGUAGUGAGCAGCUGUUGAAAGAAUAAACCUCAUAGUAGUUGAAACAAAAAUAAGGCUUCGUACCACAUGGUUCAGAAUUGGGGUUAUUGGUUUCCACACGCUUGUUUAAACUUGCUUCAAUUUGAUGUUCUGAUGCAUGUUAUUAGUUGUAUUAUCUUUGCAUCAUUUGACAGAACAAUCUCAGGAAUUUAUUUCAGGGACUAAACCAUUUUUUGCACUAUUCAGUAUGUAGUAUGUUCAGUAGUGACUUUAGAUCAUACAUUUGCAAUUCACGUUUGCAAAAAGGAAAAGAAGAAUAAGUGCAUGAGACUUUUCCUCAGAGUACAAAAUUGGGAAUUAAAGUUUACCUAAGUCCCGUCGAAUUGUGAAUGUUGUAGAAAAUUUUGGUUGGUUUUUAACUUGUGUUAUAACAUAGUAUAAGAGAAGCCAAGGCUACCCUGAAAGGGCCGUAGUGCUAAAGAAGAAGAAGAAGAUAAAAUAGUAUUACAAUGGUAUUAUUGGAAAAGGUGGAAUUUGGUGAUUAACUUGGAAAUGUGAAAUUAUUAGAACUUUGUUUUUAGUACAUCUCAUAACAAUUCAGGUUCACUGUAGUUAACAUUGGCCAGUUUUUUCCACAUUGUAUUUUAAUGAAAUAAUUCUGCAAACACUUGCUCCAUGUUUUUUUACCUCGUUUGCUUUCUGUCUCAGGGCUCAGUGAAGCCAGAUGCAAUAGUGCAAGGCUACCUUCUACCUCAUAUUGCACACAGUUGAACUAUUGUGUCUGUGCUUUAUGCUGAGUUUCAACAUACGGGUUCUGAAGCAGAACCCAUAUGUAUUUUAACUACAGCCCAUACCAUAGUAUAUUAAGCAAAUACCAUUAAGUUAUAGGCAUUUGUGCCAUUGACAGAUGUUUCCUAGGCUGGUAUGAACACAGUGUCGCUUUGCUGAAGAAUAAAUUAUCUGUUGUACAGCCUUGUCGUGAAUUUUGAAGCCUCCACAGAUAAAUAUUUUUAAUCUUAAAAUCCCACAACAUAUUUAUCCUAUCAUGUAACUGUAAUUUACUCAGGAAGUUCCAGAAUUCGUUUAUAUAUACAUAUGUAUAUAAUACAAGCAGUAGUAAUAAGUUGCAUAAAUACCGUGCUACCUCAGAACAGGAUUAAUGUAGUAUUACAUUUAAUUACCUCAUGCGUACUGUGUCACUAGGUAAUCUCUUUGAGGGAUUUAUUUAAUGAGAAUGCACUAUUCAGUGUGUGUGCAUUGCCGUUCACUUUAGGGCAAUAUUGAUGUCCACAUUAAUGCAACCGGGUCCAAGUGUUAGUGCGAGUGUUUGUGGAUUCAUUUUCAUUAAGUGCUCUAAAUCUGUGUGUUGUUUUCCUUGUAUUGGGGCAUUGAUAAGCACUGCUGUAGGUAAAUUUAAAACAUGUUUGAUUACAUAAGAACUAGGUAGGUGAUGAAAGUACAAAUUUGAUUCAAAAUAUCAAUUAUAAGCUUAUGCUUGUGUACCUGCGGCUGUCUUUCAGUUUGAAAGUAACAGUGUUUCCUUGCCACAAUUGAACAAGCUCUCUUGUUGGCACUGCCAGAUAUUUUAAGUCCAAGUGUUGUGCAUCUGAAGCACUCAGGUUUCAGUAACUCUCAGCAUGUCCGUGUGUUGCUUCCCAUUUUACCCCCAUUGUCUAUAGCAGUGUGAAGGAAAGUUGUCAGUAAAUAAGUAAAGAAGAAAACCUCACUAAAAUAAAUACAGAUAUCCAGAUAUAUCUGUGAACAAGUACAAGAUAUUGCUGUACAAAUUAAGCAAAAUAGUAGUUAUAAAAUGUGUGUAUGCAUGUGUGAGUGUGUAUGUUUAGUUUGCUGAUCGCCUGCAAAACUCCAGGUUUCUUUGUAGUCGGACUUUCGUGCUGUAGAGUGUGCAAUCUUACGUUGUUUUUCACUGAUAACAGAGACUGUCACUGUUAUCGACAUGCAGCUGUGGUAAGAGUGUGCUCAUUCAAAAUCUUAGUACCUGUGAGUUCAAAAUGCAUAAGACAAACCGAUGACCUUUUUGAAACAAAAUUAAGGGCCUUUAAUAUUAUUACAUUCAGUAUGUGUGGUGCACAUUUGCUGCAGUAUAUGUGUUGAAAAUUGAAAUGUGUGUUAUGAUGCAUAAUCUAAUCUUUUUCGCAGAGUCCGACAUUACAAAGUAACAGUGUAGUUUGCACCUGUAACUCAGUCCUCAUGUUCUGAUACCCAGUGUUCAGCUGUGGCGAGCCACUAGGAGGUUAGCUAGGGUAUUCACACUACAGAUAUUAUUAUGGGCGACCGCCACUGCCUGGUGGGUCGCAUGUACAGUAUGCUCGAUAUACGAGCAUUUAGCCGUGUACAUACAUUUUUCUCUUCCCCAAGGGAGAUUUUUAAGUCGCUCAAACUUGUUCAAAAGGUGUUGCACCUCGAUUCGUGGCGUGACACUUGAAAUUGUGUCGGUCCUGUGAUUGUGGGGGACUUGCAUGCCCGUCCCAUCCACCAAUGUUGUAUGCUGUCACGAUAAUUAACGUUAUUAUGGAUGUGUGUGUGGGUGUAUGUGUGUACAUGAGUGUGUGUUCCUUUUCCCCCCAAAUUUAAUCACUUUUACAAUCAAGCUACUGUUCUUUUUAAGAAAUUUUAAGAUCGUAAUACAUGUUCCCACAGGGAGUGAACCCAGUCAUAAUUGUCUAUGUAUCUGAAGUGAUUUUUAUACCGGUAUAUUUAGUUUCAGAUGUAAUAUAUGUACUUGUUUUUUUAUUUGAAUUAUAUGUUUAUGGGUAAUAUUGUGUUGUAUAAUCAUAAUUAUUGAUGCUCUGCAUAACUGUAGAAAAUAACAAAAAAGUCCAUGUAUAUUUACACAAAUUUAAUUGUUAUAGCGAUAAUGGAGUGUGAAUUACAUAAACUGAAGAUGGGGUCUAAUUUUAUCCAAGUCAACAAGUAGACCAUCUGAAACAUUGGUUGAGUGGAUGAAAUUCCUCUCACGUCUUGAUGGUAAAAUUUUAUGUAUAAAAUUGAGUAUAAUGUCUCAAAACAUUUAAUAUCUCAGUGUGUGUGAUGUGUAUCAUGUUCAGAAUCAUUUCACUGGAGCAGAUCUUCAGCUGUGAUGCACAGUCCAUUAGAACAGUGUUUGGAGUUCCCAAACACUCGUACUUAGAUCUGGCGUGUGUUCAGAGACCGCAACAUUAUAAUUGCAACGCCAUGUACUCAUUGGUAAAAUGAAAUUGGCAUUUCUGUGGAAAAAUAUUUCAGGACAUGUGAGACAUGAAGCAAAGCUAUUGUUAUUGAAUGACUUUUUGUGAAUUUCUAAUUGGGUUGUUCUUGGGUGUUUUGGAUCUGUGAAUUUGCUGGCCACAAUACAUGUUAUCAUUGUUUGGCAGUCACUUGUUGCAAUGUUCUAUGCUCACCGUAACCAAAUGUUGGUUAAUGAAAUAUUGUGACUUUACUACAGCAUUGUAUUGUGGGAGAUAUUUUGACCAUACAUGGGAAAUGUAUAAACUUAUCAUCUUGUACAAUUUUUGUCUGCAUUUUUAUGUAGUACAGAAUUGAAACAUUAGAAACUUUUUUGUAUGGUUCCUUGUAAAGCAACGUGAUUGUAGUCAUAUUACACAAGGCACAGUUUGUAAAAUUUCUCUCCCACAGUCAUUGUAAACUUUUAAAUUACCAACUAAUAUUUGGAAGUGGGCAUGUGGAAGGUCCUAGUGUUUUAUGUUGUGAUGUUAUGGAAAUAUCUGUUAAAGUAUCACAGACCAUGUGUUCAUGCAAGAUUAUAUGAGACCACAGUAUGUUUGUGCUCCUUUGUUAAACAUGGCUCCCAGAAACAUGAGAGCGAUGUUUCUCGUUGUGCUGCUACCAUACCAUAAGAAAUGAACACCACAGGUCCAAGUAUUUUAUGACUUAUAGUUGACAAUCUUCAAAAUAAAAGUUGUAUGUCACUGUCAUCCAUGUAUGUACAACUUUCUUUUCAGGGCCAUAUCUGUUAAAUAUUCCUUCAUUGACAUGCUGACAAACCCAAUGACGGGAUCUUGGAAGAUUAUAGUACACAUAAAAGGUUUUUAAUUAAUUUUCAUGUGAUUUUUUGUUUUGUCCCCCAACAUCCGAGUGAAACAACUCGGUACUUGUGAGAGAAGUAAAAUUGUUAUAUUAAUCUGUUUUGAACAAGUUCUUAUAAAUUUACAGCUCUUGGCUUAAGAUUCUCACUGAUAGGAAAAGAUUCCAAAAUACCUAAGGAAUUGUUCCCAUGGUAAUUAUUUGGGUUGUUUGGUCUCUUAUUGUGAGGUGUAAACCAGUUAAAUACAUCCAGUGAGAAAUAUAAUUUUUAAAAACACUCAAACACAAAGUUUAACAUUUUCUUGAAAUGAAUUGAUAUCCAGUUUCUCUGCAUUGUAGUUUGGGUACCUGACUGUAAUUUUUGGUAUCAGUGCUAACACUGAUAUUUAUAGGCCACCAGUGGUAUAAAUGACAUGUAUCAUUAGGUGAUGUCACAUUGCAUAGUACAGCUUCUAAAAAAUAUUGUUUUCUCAGGAAAUUCAAAACGUGUGUUUCUGGUGAUGUUGGUGCAUCCUACGCUGCCAGCAGCAUACAUUUUUAAUCAUUAAUUCUUCUGCUACAGAUUGAAUAGUUAACAUUCAAGAAAGGGAAAUCUAUUCUUAAUAUUUCAAGAAAAUUGUGUAAAGCUGUCUUCUGAAUAACUGAUGAAUAUUUACGUAUAUAACAAGAAAGUGAUACUUUUCUGCUCAUUAGUAUUGAAAGGCAUUGAUUUGGGUGUUAUUAAAUAUUUGUCUUCAUUUUGUAAGGCAGAAUUGCUAAUUACCUUUCCUCAUAGUACAUUUGAAUAAAAGAUAAGAUGAGGGCAGGAUUUUCAUAAAGGUCUGCUUAAAAUGCUCUGAAGAACAUAGAGAAUAUAAAGAUUGCUGAUUGUGGUCUUAAAUGUGUCAGUGAUUUACAUGUAACUACUUGUUUCUUAGGGAUGGUGUUCUAUGUUUGAUUUGUGCUAAUUUCAAGAACCCUAAAUAAAAUCUGCUUUAUUUGGUAUUUUGCCAAAGCAGUACAGACUUGUGUGUGGUAAGGGUGCAGUAAUUAGAUGAAGGAUGCGCUUUGGUGCUGUGGAAUGUAUAAACUUGCAUCAUAUGUUAUAGUACCAUAUUUUAAUUGUUUUGUUAUUUUUAGUGUAUAUCUUGCAGAGUGUUACAUAUGAAUUUUAUGAUAUCAAAAUUUCAUGUAUGUGGACUUUGUCGUUUGCUAUUGGUUACAAAUUAAUGUUUUUAAUAUUUCAGAUAGUGGCAUAAAGGUUGUUCGUACAUUUUGUGAAGUAUUUGAUCUUGCUGUCUAAAUUUUAUCAAUGUUUGCACUGAUUGAAAAUGGAAUACAUUGGAAAUGCAUAUUCAAUUAAGACAGUUGGGUACAGUACCUAGGUCUUGUCGCAUUAAGCUUUUUGUUUGCAGGAAGUGGUGGGUUACCUUAGAAUAGUGUGGGAUUUCAUAAAAUGCUGUGUUCAUCUAGCAUACUAUGAUAACUGUUUCAGUAAAUGGCAUAUAUUUCCAGGUGUAAACUUGGGGGGGAAUUGCCUGUGUAAUUUAGAGUGACAUCUGUUUUACAAGUACGAAGGUUAUAAAAACUGUUAAUAUCUCAAGACACUUCCAAAUGAAGCAUUGGAUUAAUAACUUCACGUAAUUAGCUUUCAAAAGUUUGACGUGGCCAGUUGCACUGCUAUUUACAUCUUUUAUCUUUUAAGGUGUUAAUGAAAAGAUAAUUGGUGCAUUUGGUAGCAUUUUAAUGUUUAUAGUAUAGCACAACUUUCAUUAAUAUUUCUUGGAGUUUUAGUUUAGCAUUCACUUACAGUAUUAUGAGAAAAACAUUCUAUUAAUUUUCACAUCUUUUGGAAAAUGGUGAUUUUAGAGGCCUUAUGAUUGAGAUUGCAGUAGGCCAUUUUAUCUCGAUUUUUUUUAUAAAUGUUAUAAAUUAUGUGUGUUUACAGAUAUUAUGAGGACCAACUACAGUGAUUCAUUAUUUGCUUGCUUUUAUUUACAUCACCAAAUGGCUGCUGUAGGGCCAUUAUCAGUGCUUUGGUGUUUACAUAUGUAUUUGUUUAAAAAAUACAUAAUAAAUUUACUGUGACCAUAGAGUCAAAAUAAACAUCAACUGAGUCAGUUGUAUAAAACAUUAAAAUUACAUUUAAAUAUGUUGAGGUAGUACUGCACAUUAUAUGAUAUACAGUACUGGCUUAACACAUGCACAUUACACCAAAUUUAUGUAUUCCACAACGUUGUCCAGUCCCCACCUUAAUGUUAAUAUUACUAUGCCAGUAUGUCUUCAUACAACUUUUAUCUCUUCCACAUGUUUGAUGCACUGUUUCACUUCCUCUUGUUGUAAAUUAUCAUUAAUCUCACAACCCCCUUAGUUAUUGCAGUUGGUUCGUUUGUUUUCCUUGUUGUCCGUUGUAUAUGUGAUGUGCAUCCUUGAUUUGGCUUCAUUGGUGACUUGUUUGCCAAUGCAGCUACAUCACCACUGCACACCACUUGUACAAAGACCAACAAUUCACGAGUAAAAGUAGUUGGUUCUUGUAAUAUUUGUGUACAUUACUGCGUGAAGGGUUUUAAGGCUGAUGUGUGUUUGUUUUUGCACAUCAUGUUUCUCUACUUCAUUACCAAAUUAAGUUUUAGAAGGUGGUAAUUUCCAGAAAUGACCCAUCUUCUUUCCUUUAAAAGACAGUUCUGCCUGGAACAAAAUAAUCAUAGAGCAUGUUGCCACAGCUCUUGGCUUAGCCAUCAGUAGCGACAUUGUUCGAGACGAGUUUUCUUAUCGGUAAAUUCAGAUAACGUUGGCAAUAUGGCGAACGUACUAUUUUCUUGGUAUUCUGUGUACCAGGUGUGUUACAGUCCUUUUGAAUGUGCAACAGCAGCUGGUCAUUGUCUUAAGUUUGAUUUGCUUCAAGAAGUUUUCCACUAGGCACUUCCAGUCAUGGAAUUUCACCUGGCACUGUCUGUUGGGCAACAUCACUUUUAGGGAUGCUUGUGCUGUUUGUAUGUGUCUGUCUUGGUGCCUAACUUUGCAGGAAAAUGUUAAAAAUAAAUUCACGCUCUUUUCAGUUAAUUUAAACCUAAACUUGACGUGUUGAUCAUCCUGUCUUCAGGAGCUAAUUAAUUGUUUUAAGGUUGGACAGUUGUGGUGGUUGAUUUAAUGUUUAACAUAAAGUGAAAUUGAAUUCUGAGUUUAAAUUCAUCGACUAUAGGCAAAUGAUGUAAUCAGAUUACUUUUCCUUGUAUUUAUAAACAUUGAAACAAAAACAAAAUUGCAGCUGGAAUGCUUUCAUGUACAAACCACGUGAGCUGUAUAUUUGUUAUGUUUUUGCAUUAACAAUUCAAAAAUAAUAUUAAAAUGUUUGGCAUUUUAAAGUGAACCAAAUUAUAUUCACUGUUUUGUAGGAAAUGUGCUGCUCUUCAGUGUUUUUUCCAUUCAAAAAUGUCUUGCAGACAGCAGCAAGGCUAAAUAUAAUUAUUUUCCAGAUGGGGUGGAAAAUGAUGAUAAUAUUGUUACUAAUUGCAUUCAUUUGAAUAUAAUGAACAUUUCAGGUUAUGCUCAUGGAUUUCCAGUCAGGUUUGGUCAUGUUGAUGUAGAUUUUGCACAAUGUCUACCCACUGAUCAUUCAUAUGAUGCUAUUAAUAUUGUUUUGAAGGAAUUUGGUAACAUGUACAUUCUCAAAUUAUGAAUUGAGAUUUUUUUAUAUUUGUAGUGCUGUUUGUUUUUAUUGAACUGUGAACCUUUUCAGUUGUAUCUGUUCAGGUGAUUUUGAAUACUUGUAAAGGAGAAACAUGUAGAUGGCAUUUUGGAGUUCUAAGUGCAGUGAAUCGUUCUGGUUCAUCAUCAGUGAUGUAGCCAAUGAUUCGUCUUGCCUGGGAUAACUUGAUUCAAAAUCUGCUUGAUUCACAUUCUUUAAUGUUCUAAGUAUAUUUUAUGUCUACUAUUCUUGUCUUUGAAGACAAGAAAUGUGCUUUCAGGCUCUGCAGUGAAGUGGCUAAAUGUUGAUGUUUGUAGCUGAAAGUGUGUAGAUAUUGUGCAAGCCCAAGAUAGUGUUUACUUUGUAGGCUAGGGGGUUGGUUAGUGUUCUAAAUCUCUAUGCAUGUAACAUAAAAGGGUUGGCUUGCUGUGCAAGAUAAAGUAAUAUUGCCAUUUUGGUUUAUUUACAAUGUCAUUUCAUGAUUGGAUGGCUAGUAUGUUGUAAUACAUUAAACAGUACAAAAAAAGUCAACCUUUCUAAGUUACUAGAAACAAAAAUUAAUGUUGUCCGUUGAUCUUGUGGUAAAAAUUGUUUCACUUGAUGAAACUUUAAUUUUUAUGCUUCAUCAGAUUGUGAAUGUUUUUCAGUGAUGACAUUCUUUACCUCUACCACUUCAGGUUAUUUUAGUGUAUCAAUAUAUGCCACUAAGUGGUUUUCUGUAAUGUAGUGCAAGUCCAUCAGCAUCGGAAACUAUAUUUUAUCCUUUAUUGACCACGUUAACAUAAUUUAAGCAGUGGGUUCCAGUAUGUUACACAUACAGAAACAUUGUCAGCUGUCCAUUCUCCUUUCUGAAGGUCUGGCCAGUGAGACAUGGUUCUGUAUUGGAAGCUUUCGGUUAGUGGCUCAACCAGUGCUUGAAUCUAACUUCAUUUAAUGUGAACUAUAUGUGAUUAGAUGUUUUGCCUGUUUAACAGGACAGUUUACCAGUCUAAAACUGCAUUAUCACCCAAAGAUAUACCACUAUAGCUGUUAUGUUUCUCUACAUUCUAGGAAGUUGUUAAUUGCUUUAACUCUUUGUAAUGUAAGAAUGUCACUAAUUCUUCUGUGUGAGACAAAUUUACAUAGAUUAUUAGUAAAUUUAGUGUUGUAGUUUCAUGCUGAUAGACUUUUGUGACAUUCUGUGUAUUUAAAAGUACUGUUAUGUGUUGUGUUGUGUCCUAUCUUGGCUGUAUGAAAUCAGAGACUGGUAAAAAUGUUACAGAUUUCAGCACUGUGUGACAAGUAGUUGAAGUUGAUUUCAGGACCUGGUGAGCCCUGAUAAAAAGUGUUGUGUGGACUAAUUAAACAUUUUAUUAAAGGUGAGUUACAAUUGUUUUACUGUGGGGAUCGAGCAUGUGAGAUUGAAGUGGCUUCAGCAAAACUUGCAUGUUUUUUAAUCUUUGGAGUAAUUAAUGCAUGAAAGGUUAUGUGAACAGUUUGUAUUUUAAUCUUAUGAAUUGAAAUACAGAGAAUGAAUCAAAACGUUCUCAUUUCCUACAAGUGGACGAUUGUGGAAAUGUUUUGUUUCCAAAAAUAUUUCACAAUAUACGUGCAUUUGUAUCAUUCACUCUAUGAUACAAAUUUUGUGUGGUUUGCUGAAUCACUUCAAUUUGAAGCACAAUCAUAUUCCCAUUGACACAUUUCAUAUAAGAGGAAAGUUUUCAGAUGGUUUUAUAGAUUUAGUUCCAAACCGCUGUUGAUUUGAGAAUAUUUAUUGUGCAUUACAAAUAUUGGGUAUAAUUUGUUUUCAUACUUCUUAUCAAAUUCUAGACUGUCGAGUCACAUUGUCCUUUUUUCAUAGCUAGUUUUACUGACUGUUGAGUGUAACUCACCUUUUCAUCAUGCUUCUAAUAGGGGCAAGUAAUGCAGUAUAAAAAUAAGUAUUCACAUGUUAGGCAAAAGGGGAAGGCCCACAAAUAUUUAUUGUUUGGAAUCUGCUGUACAUGCUUUUUGCAAAACUGUUCACAUCUUGCCUGAGGAUAUUGUGAUAUCUACAGAUGUUAACAAAGUUAGGUCAGGAAAAUAACAAAGAUUGGGUUGUUUGCAGAUGGUAGGUUAAGUAUUUAUACUGACUGGUUUAGAUCAUGUGAUGAUGUGUUUCUCAGGUUACGUUAUGGUUGUAGUUGGUGUAGCAAGGGUGCGAGAGAGGAAUUUGAAAUGUUACGUUCAUUACAGCCAUAUCUCAUGAGUGUAGCUUUUGGGUUAAAUUUGUUAUGAUGAUUACAGUUCACAUUCUUCAGUAGGCAUAAUAUGAUAUAUGGCUAUGGGUAAACUUGACAGGAACUUAAAAUUAAAGGAAGUUGCUAUAAUGUAUCUGAAAUGUCAGUUAGAUGAACUUUUCAACUUAUUCAUCUAGUGGCAGAAUGUUAAACACAUUAAACUUCUAUUUUUUUUUAUUUUGUCAUGUCUUAUGGAUGAAUUUUGUUCUCAGGAAUAAGAAACCCCCCUGUCCUAAAACAGGUAUAAGGAAGUGUCUGAUACUCUUCUUCAGUAAGACUUUCGUCAUUUUUAGUGUUGCCAGGUUCAGCCAGGUCCUCACCCCACUGGUGUGUGUUUCUGGUUUGAGUAGUCUAAUUCCUUUUCAUGAAUAGUUGUGCAACAUGCUUCAUGUAGUCACAGUCCCAUUUUGCCACAUACAGGUGCCAUCAGAGUUCUGGAAUAAUAUUUUUAUUUUAAAUUAAAUUAUGUAACUCAUCUUUUUAGUAUCUACCUCACAGUGGAACUGUUUCCACUUACACUGCGUUCUUGAUUAAUCUGUGAUAAGUGCAAGGAACUUAGUAAUUCAUUUGCCUUUACAAAUGGGUUUCCCACGAAAUCAAGGCUGACUUCCCUACGAUUCUCAGGUCUUAAACUGGUUUUAGCCAUAACACAAAAGCUAUGAGUGAUGUACCUGAACAAGUGAUGCACAUUUGGUAGUCGAGAUAUGUCUGCAAUGCAUGGAGCUUUCGGUGCCUUUUCGUACCGAUCGUGUAUCAGGAUAAUUCCUGGAGGAAACACGUUGAACUAGUGUGGUGUUUCAUUCCAGUAAUUAUUCAAUAAGCUCUUGCAGAACCAUAUGUAGUAUGUGAAAAUGGGUUGAUUGUUGAAGUGGAAAAUUUUAUUAGCUGUCAAAAAUAUUUCAGUUUUGUUUUCUUGUCAUUUUUUGUUUCACCUUGUUAUCAGUGGUCAAUAUUUGUUUUGUUAUGACUUUGUGAUGAUUUAUUGGACACAAAUACAGGUUAAGAAAUUUUUGAAUUGAUAUUAAUAUGAAAUAAUGAAGACAUGAUUAAAAAUACAAAAAAAGAAAUGGAGUGAGCAUAAACUGUUUUUAGAACAUUUUCUUGUUAAAAUGUGGUUUUUUAAUGUUUGGUAUCAGAUAGUUGUGUUGCUUUGUACUAGGAUGUUAUGCUCAUGGUGAUCAUGCCUUACAUACAUUUGGUGGAACGUAAUUUGCACACACAUGUAAUAAUUACUGUAAUACAACAAAAUGGAUGUUUGAAAAUUCAGUUUGAAAGAUUUCACAGAUUACUAAAAAACUAAAUUUGUUGCUAA
This is a messenger RNA of Zootermopsis nevadensis, 16222 nucleotides long. It is a transcript of the gene chinmo, whose product is annotated as Chronologically inappropriate morphogenesis. Gene Ontology annotation, molecular function: protein binding. The record is from RefSeq and is a predicted model, not a curated record. Gene Ontology annotation, cellular component: nucleus. Lineage: Eukaryota; Metazoa; Arthropoda; Insecta; Blattodea; Termopsidae. Gene Ontology annotation, biological process: regulation of transcription by RNA polymerase II.